This is a messenger RNA of Spodoptera littoralis (African cotton leafworm), 1707 nucleotides long. Lineage: Eukaryota; Metazoa; Arthropoda; Insecta; Lepidoptera; Noctuidae. The record is from the annotation of a GenBank genome assembly.
AUGAUUGAAACUGGUAGCGCGGAUAACGCAACAGCUGUAACACCAGCGGCAAAUCCGGAAGUUUUACAAGAAGACGACGACAUCGCUCGGCCAGAAGCGACGUUUCGUUUCACUGUUCAAAAUAUAAGUCAGUUGAAGGAGCAAGUACUAUCACCUCCUUGCUUCGUGAGAUGCCUGCCUUGGAAGAUACUGAUACUCCUGAGGCACACGACCACACCUGAACGCCAGCAACAAAAGGCGUUGGGUGUGUUCUUGCAGUGCAAUGGAGACUGUGAUUCUCCAGGCUGGUCAUGCUAUGGGCUAGGAGAACUGAAACUCCUUUCGCAUAAACCGGACGGUGGUCAAGCCCUCUGUCGGAAACUUCAUCAUAUGUAUCACUGUAAGGAAGACGACUGGGGUUUUGCACACUUCAUAUCAUGGGACGAUCUUAUGGAACCAGACAAUGCUUUCGUAAAGGAUGAUUCGAUCACUAUAGAGGCUCAUGUGGUCGCUGAAGCCCCUCAUGGUGUUUCAUGGGACUCCAAGAAACACACGGGAUUUGUUGGGCUCAAGAACCAAGGAGCGACUUGCUACAUGAACUCUCUGUUACAAACUCUGUUUUUCACGAACGUGUUACGUAAGGCAGUCUACAAGAUUCCGACAGUCGGAGACGACAGUUCUAGGUCCGUCUCAUUUGCCCUACAACGCGUGUUCUACGACCUUCAGUUCUCAGACAAACCUGUUGCCACGAAGAAGCUUACAAAGAGUUUUGGCUGGGAGACACUGGACUCUUUCAUGCAACAUGAUGUGCAGGAAUUCUUGCGGGUAUUACUAGACAAGUUAGAAAACAAAAUGAAAGGCACUGUGGUGGAAGGGACCGUGCCAAAGUUGUUCGAGGGUAAAAUGACGUCAUUCAUAAAGUGCAAGAAUGUGAACUGUACCAGCACACGUGUUGAGACGUUCUAUGACAUACAACUCAGCGUCAAGGGGAAAAAUAAUAUUUACGAAUCGUUCAAAGACUACAUCAGUACGGAACUACUGGAUGGUGAGAAUAAAUAUGACGCCGGUGAGCAUGGUCUCCAGGAGGCGGAGAAAGGAGUCAGGUUCGACGUCUUCCCACCAGUGCUACAUCUACACCUCAUGAGGUUUCAGUAUGACCCCCAGAGUGACGCGUCUGUCAAGUUUAAUGACAGGUUCGAAUUCUACGAAGAAGUGAACCUAGAUCCGUAUCUUCAGGAGAUCCCCACAAUACCAGCACAUUACACGCUACAUGCAGUGCUGGUACACUCAGGAGACAACCACGGUGGACACUAUGUGGUUUUCAUCAAUCCUAGGGGAGAUGGAAAGUGGUGCAAAUUCGACGACGACGUAGUAUCUCGAUGUAGCAAGCAAGAAGCCAUCGAGUACAACUUCGGAGGUAAAGAGGACGCACCGCAUCUCGCCCGGAGAGCCACCAGCGCAUACAUGCUCAUAUACAUACAGACAUCGCAACUAAAAUACGUGUUGCAAGAGUGUACCGAGGGAGACAUACCUACCGACCUAUGCGAGCGCAUCAGCGAAGAGAUGCGAUACGAGAUGGUAAGGACAUGCGGCAGAAAAAUAAGAUGCAGAAAAUUUAAAUCUGAUACGUCAGUCACCUCCGCCAAGUACUACGCGAAGAUAUUCAGCGCACUAAAACAGUUCUUCACUUUGCAGGCCCUAGCCGGCUCUAAAUAUAAAGGAAGAUAA